AUGGCCGCCACCGUGUCGGUCUUCCUAGACGCGUCGGUAGAGUUACCACUUCAUAAGGCUUGCAAGUUCCAGUCACUGCCGCUUCUCGAUCGUAUCUGGAACAGCACGGUGGAUGUCGAGCCAGGCCAAGACGCUGCGUGGUCUGUGCGGAACCUGCUUCGAACCGAGGCACCUCACUACCACCAGUACCAAUCCUCAAAGUGUCUCCUUGAAGCUAUUAAACUCAAGAAUUUGGCUUUAGUGGAAUGGUUGUUCGAACAUUUCCCAGACACUUACGUUCGCCCGGAAGUGGAGGCAGCCGUUGCAGCUGGAGCUCUCGGCAUCCUCAAGUACUUUCGUGCCAAUGACGAAGAAGUCAACAGCAAUGCUCAGUGGCCUCAUGAAGUGGAGUGGGGGGCCUUCGAUGCAAUCGAGGCGGCUCGAAAGGGCCACUGGGACGUCGUCAAGUGGCUGUUUGAAGAGAUCGAGGAGAGUCGAGACGAGGAAGCAACAUUUCGGACCAUGUAUAUGGCAGUGGAGAGUGGCGAUGUGGAGCUGGUGCGGUGGCAACUCGAGUUGGGGAUCCCCCUAACCGACGGGUUUUAUUCCGCGGCCGCGAAAGGCGCUAUCGACAUGCUUCGGACGUACUAUACGGAUCCUGCGAAUGGCACUGGAGUCCUGUUGAAAGCCGCUGAGAAUGGGCAUCUGGAUAUUGUUCGUUGGUUUCACGUUACCUCUAUUGGCGGUGAGGCCGGCCUCUCCAUCCACAUGGCUGCCGUGAAUGGGCAUUUAGAGAUUGCAAAAUAUCUUUUAGAUUGUGCCGACGCGGCACUGCCGCGUGCCCUAGAUUCCGCGGCUGGGUCGGGCCAUAUUCAAAUGACGAAGUGGCUUCUCGACCACUACAAGAUCUCGACUUCAGGAGCCAUGGAUGACGCUACGAAAAAUGGACGCCUGGACGUUCUUAAGUGGCUGCAUGAGCACACUCGCUCCACCUGCACGAAUGAGGCAAUGGACAGCGCUGCACGCGAGGGCCACUUGGAAGUCGUGAAGUGGCUACUCGAACACACUAACGCCCCUUGCACGAGUGAUGCGAUGGAUAGUGUAGCAGCAGGAGGACACCUUGGCAUCGUCAAGUGGCUGCACCACACUCGCAGUGAAGGAUGCACAUCCGACGCUAUGGACCAAGCUGCUUGUUGUGGGCAUCUCGAUGUGAUCAAGUGGCUACAUCGCAACGACUCUCAAGGUUGUACUGCCCGCGCAAUGCUUUGGGCUGCGGCGGCUGGAAACUGGCACGUGAUGAAGUGGCUUCACACGCACCGUCCUAAAGAUUGCACGUCCCCAGCGAUCGAUAAGGCUGCGUUAGCACGCGACUUCGAAGCCGUGCUGUUUCUGCAUCGAGCUCGGCAUGAAAGGCUGUCUGCGGAAGCGGCAAGAAAGACCGAGGAGAGUCGGUUCCCUGGACUUGCGGGGUGGGCGUCGUCCAAUUCGGAUGAACUUGAUGAAGAUUCAUCGUCCAAUUCGGAUGAACUCGAUGAAGAUUGA
Phytophthora sojae is the source of this 1521-nucleotide messenger RNA. RefSeq lists its product as hypothetical. The transcript is spliced from 3 exons. Bases 1 to 1521 code for a protein of 506 amino acids. Lineage: Eukaryota; Oomycota; Peronosporomycetes; Peronosporales; Peronosporaceae. The record is from RefSeq and is a predicted model, not a curated record. Gene Ontology annotation, molecular function: protein binding.